UAGAUCAGCCGAGAUCAACUUUAAUAGGCAUUUCCCCUUUUAUCAGCAGCAUGUUUGAUCUCGGUGUCUUCCUACUUACGUUGCUUCUAAACUCCAGGUUACUGAUAUCUGCAGAGACUGUAAUUACAUGUGAUGGGUUUGUCCAGCAUCUCAGUUGUGACUCUGGGGUGAUCCAUGUGCAGUCAGCAACCUGUGGCCGCACAAGCAGCCACAUCUGCAGCGUUGGACGACCCCAAAGUGAAACCUCUGAUAUUGAGUGUUCAAUAGAUGUCCCUGAGGUCUCUAAACGGUGUGACGGACUGAGAGAGUGCGAGUUAAACACUCAAGGACUUGCACCACAAGAUCCAUGUGAUGGCACCUACAAGUACUACACUACCAACUACAUUUGCGUCCCAGCAGAAACAAGUGUGACUUGUCAUGGUGGAUACAGUUACUUGAAAUGUGAAAAUGGUAAGAUACAGAUAAAUACUGCAAACUAUGGACGUACAGAUAAAAUCACCUGCUCUGAAGGACGUCCGUCUGAACAUCUCCAAAACACCAACUGCUAUUCACCCAAUGCACUGGCUCCUGUGUCCAAAAGCUGCAAUGGCCUGGAAAGUUGUGAGGUGUUUGCGACACAUACAGUCUUUACUGAUCCCUGCUUUGGCACAUACAAGUACCUCACAAUCUCCUAUUUUUGUGUCCAACCUACAGUCCGUUCUAGUGUGGCAUGUGAACAUGCAAAUAAUACCCUGAUAUGUGAUCAUGGGACUGUCAUACGCAUUCACAGUGCUAACUACGGCCGAACUGACCGCAGCACGUGCUCUACUGGACGAUCUGCUUCUCGGAUUGCUAAAACUGACUGCUAUGCCUCAAACUCCCAGACAAUAGCUACUGAUGCGUGCGACGGAAAAAAUGGAUGCUCUCUUGUUGCCUCCAAUGGCAUCUUCUCUGAUCCAUGUCCUAAAACAUUUAAGUAUCUGUAUGUCUUAUACAGCUGCAUAUCUAACUAAUGCGGUUGACGAUAUUGUGGAUUUGAUAUCUCUUCAGAUCAGAGAUUUGAUUAAAUGAAUUUUUACUGAAACUAAAGACCCAAUCUUCUUUGAAAUAAAUGCUUUGAAGACAUCUGUGCAUGUAGCAGUGCUUUCUAGGCUAC
Messenger RNA from Onychostoma macrolepis, 1135 nucleotides. RefSeq names its product L-rhamnose-binding lectin CSL3-like. Gene Ontology annotation, molecular function: carbohydrate binding. The coding region runs from base 51 to 992 and encodes 313 amino acids. The record is from RefSeq and is a predicted model, not a curated record. The transcript is spliced from 12 exons. Lineage: Eukaryota; Metazoa; Chordata; Actinopteri; Cypriniformes; Cyprinidae.